This is a messenger RNA of Porites lobata, 2333 nucleotides long. The record is from the annotation of a GenBank genome assembly. Lineage: Eukaryota; Metazoa; Cnidaria; Anthozoa; Scleractinia; Poritidae.
UUCCGACAGAACGUGGUUUCAUGAUACCGUACACUAACAGAUUUACACUGCCUUAGGAAAUAGAGCACUUUAUUCAGCAUUACAAAGACCUUAACGCUGCAUCGAGCUUGCUUCAUGUUGAGAAACGUUCAUUAACCGAGAUUUCGUUCAUUAUUUAAACUAUGCCGAGUCACAGAUCAGAUCGGGCGCAUAGAGACCAAGAUCACAGUCACAGGGACAGGAGGGAGCGAGAGAAGCUAACUCGUGAGGAAUCGGGAAGCCAAGAAAUCUUAGAUGAAGGAAUUAUACAAGUUCAGGUGAUCCCUCAGGAUGAUAACUGGGGCGAAACAGCCACUUCAAUCACUGAAACAGCAACCUCGAUUGUCACUUUAAGCGAGACUUCACUUAGCGAUGUUGGAAAAGAGAGACGACGGAUGCCAUGUAACUUUGGGCGCCAUUUUAAGCUGGUCCCGGCGGCGAUUUUGAGCAUUUUUGCUGUUGCUUCACCGAUUCUCUUCGUUGUAUUUCCCCUAGUUACGUGGAAGCCUUCACUCUGUGGCUCUAAAUGUGAUGGGCUCUUCAUCAGCUUCACAGUUAAAGAACUGUUAUUGAUGAUAGCAAUCUGGGCUUUGUAUUUCAGAACAUCGCGCGCCUCAAUGCCGCGCGUAUUUGUUCUACGAGUUGCAAUGAUGGUGUUGGUUUUUGUGGUUCUUGUGUGCUACUGGCUCUUCUACGGCUUACGAAUCAUCGAAGCUCAAGUGACAGACUUUAUGGACAUCAUUAAUUUUUCAGUAACCCUGAUAGAUACUCUAUUGUUCCUUCACUAUGCUUCUUUAGUGGUUCUCUGGAUCCGUCAAACCGACCCCCUGUUUACAUUGAAAGUAAUCAGAAGCACUGACGGAGUGAGUAGAUAUUACAACAUCGGGCCUCUGUCGAUUCAGCGCACUGCUGUGUUUGUGUUAGAGCAGUACUACAAGGAUUUCCCAGAAUAUAAUCCUUACAUGAUGCAAACGCCCGCGAGGACAGCGCAUAAACAGUUCUCCAGUCUUACGUUCUACGAUAUUGACGGUAAACCUAGUGACAAAGUUAAUCCGCGAGCUAAGGCAAUCUUGACGGCUGCUUCUACUCGUAGACGUGAUCCUGCCAGAAAUGACCGCUUUUAUGAAGAAGCUGAAUUCGAUAGAAAGGUCAAACGACGAAAAGCGAGAUUGUUCAAUGCAUGCGAAGAGGCGUUCGGACACAUCAAGCGCGUUCAACUUGAACGCGGCCCUUGUGUUCCAAUGGAUCCCGAAGAAACCGCACAAUCGCUCUUUCCGUCUUUUGCAAGGCCACUUCAGAAAUAUCUCCGAACUGUACGACUUCAUCAUCGCUACUCAAUGGAUGGGAUCAUUAAGCAUCUCGCCCAUUGCUUGACAUUUGACAUGACGCCGAAAGCCUUUUUGGAACGUUAUGUGAGCGAACAACCAUGUUGCGAGUUUACAACAAAGCGGCGAACGCAAAACUGGAGUUUAGUAUGCGAAGAACAAGUCACAAAGCCGCUAUCUGCCUCGACAGUGUUUCAACUUAAAGGCGAAGACCUUUCAAUUAUAGUCACUGUACGUAGGCUACCCUAUUUGGACAUUUCGGAGGACGAGUUUGAUUUUGAAAACAACAAAUUUGUGCUAAGACUUAACUCUGAAACUUCGGUCUGAGCGAUGGAUUUUGGGGGGAUCGAAUCCGCCAAAAUGUGAUUUAUAUUUUGUACAUAAACUAAUUAUUGGUCUGUUUUUGCUACGGUACUUUACUUUGCUCUCCAAGAGAGGAAAAUAGCAACAAACUUUAAGUUAAGAAACUUCUAAAUGGCGUAAACUUCCCCAGCUUCCAGCGGAAUGUUUAUCCGGACAUGAUAAAGUGUGUAGUAUAUUGCUUUUCAAUUCGCUCUCUGGCUGUUUUUAAGUGCCUGCGAAAGACGAUCAUCUUGUAUAGAGUUUCUUGUCAAGUUCAAGAGCCACAAUCAAACAGUUAUUUUCUUUAGAAUUCUGUACGUGCUGAAAUGUACAAAACACCCACUGUUUUGUCAAUUGAACGUUUUCUAAUAGAUUGCUUGAAUAAUGAAAUAGAUUGGCCUUAGUUUUUGAAAUAGAUUAACAAUUGAAAAAAAUUAGUCUGAUGGUUAUCGUUUGCUCUUUAGUGAUAUCCGAAAUUCCAGGUUUAAACUAUUCAAUAGUUACGAAGGUGCAUUUUAGUAUUGUUUCCAAAUGUUGUACUUCAGUGAUAUUGCUAGCUCUUAACAAAGAGUUAAUGCUGUUUCCAGAAAAAAUGCCCUUUCGCGGGCUAACCUGUUGCGUUAAUGGAAUUAAAAACCUGAGUUAAUU